Molecule: messenger RNA, 1817 nt
Organism: Eublepharis macularius
Lineage: Eukaryota; Metazoa; Chordata; Lepidosauria; Squamata; Eublepharidae
Gene: MDH1
Product: malate dehydrogenase 1
Exons: 9
Coding region: 129-1133 (334 amino acids)
Biological process (GO): tricarboxylic acid cycle; malate metabolic process; oxaloacetate metabolic process
Cellular component (GO): mitochondrion; cytosol
Molecular function (GO): L-malate dehydrogenase (NAD+) activity
Source: RefSeq, a predicted model, not a curated record
AGCGUCUUUGCCCGCCCCUUUCUGAUUACCUUCCCGGCGGUGCUCUGUCUCCCUUUCGUUGCCGGAGCUGUGACUGUGUUUAGAGGUGACCUCGAGGAGCAGCAGUCGUCUUUUCUCCUGUUAGCACCAUGUCUGAACCAAUUAGAGUCCUGGUGACUGGAGCGGCCGGGCAGAUUGCGUACUCUCUGCUCUACAGCAUUGCUAAGGGUGAUGUUUUCGGCAAAGAUCAGCCUCUUGUUCUUGUACUGUUGGAUAUCACUCCUAUGAUGACUGUGUUGGAUGGUGUACUUAUGGAGCUGCAAGACUGUGCUCUUCCACUAUUAAGAGAGGUCAUUGUAACAGACAAAGAAGAUGUUGCAUUUAAAAACCUUGAUGUGGCCAUUCUGGUUGGCUCCAUGCCAAGGAAAGAGGGCAUGGAACGGAAAGAUUUACUCAAGGCCAACGUGAAGAUCUUUAAGUCCCAAGGUGCGGCUUUGGACAAGUAUGCUAAAAAAACUGUUAAGGUUAUUGUGGUAGGCAAUCCAGCAAAUACCAACUGCUUGACGGCAUCAAAGUCUGCUCCAUCCAUACCAAAAGAGAAUUUCAGUUGUUUAACUCGUCUGGACCACAACAGAGCUAAAUCCCAGAUUGCUCUGAAACUGGGCGUGACUGCGAACGACGUAAAGAACUGUAUCAUCUGGGGGAAUCAUUCUUCCACUCAAUAUCCAGAUGUUAACCAUGCCAAGGUCAAAGUGAAAGGCAAAGAAAUUGGUGUUUAUGAAGCUGUGAAAGAUGACAACUGGCUUAAGAGAGACUUCAUUGCGACGGUUCAACAGCGGGGUGCAGCUGUUAUUAAGGCCAGGAAGCUGUCAAGUGCCAUGUCAGCAGCCAAAGCCAUCUGUGAUCAUGUGAGGGACAUCUGGUUUGGCACUCCAGAGGGUGAAUUUGUGUCUAUGGGUGUCAUUUCUGAUGGAAAUUCAUACGGCGUCCCUGAGGAUCUGAUCUACUCCUUUCCUGUGGUAAUAAAGAAUAAAACAUGGAAGUUUGUUGAAGGCCUUCCUAUCAAUGAUUUCUCUCGUGAGAAGAUGGAUUUGACUGCUAAGGAGUUAACAGAGGAAAAGGAAAUGGCUGUGGAGUAUUUGUCCAGCGCAUGACUAGGUGCUCACCAGGACGUGGGAGGCGACCCAAGUAUGGAGGAGUCUAAAAGUCGUCUCUGAAUCCAGCAUCCACUGCUAUUACUGUGUCAGCCAGCUGUUUUUCUUGUGUCUGUUCCAUUCAUUAUAAAAGGCUAUUUGUGCCUAUUAUCAAGUGCUGUUAGUAAUGAGAUGAUUGCACAAGCAGUUCUUAUAAAUAAAACAUUUUCAGAGUUGACCAACCAUCUCCACUUAGUACCUUUUGCUUCUGGUGUUACAUUAGUUCCAUAAGACUUCUUUGCCGCUGCAGCUGAAAGGUUAGCAGUCGUUCAGUGUGAGUUAUACCAAAGCCAUCCGCACAAAACUAAAAGGCAUAGGAUAGGCUCUAACACUCUGUUAAUCAAAAAAUUGUAUGUACCAGUGGACUUUCUGCAAAAGAAAAAUGGGGCAUGGAUUUUCUUCUGCUAUUAAAACUGAAGUUGGAAAUGCAGUCUGGAAUAUGAUGAAUGUAUACGCAUUGGCCAUCAGGAAGUCUUGCUAGAAAUGACAUUAAAUGUUGAGUAAACGUUCAUCUUUUUUUUCUUCCUGUGUUGUUAUUCCAUUAACUUCCUUCAUAUGCUUUCAGUAAUAUAUAUAAAAUAAAUAUCCUCACCAGAAAACCCGAUUACAUGAAAUUAUGAAAUAAAGCAAUACUGGACACAUUUA